UUCCGAAAUCGUAAAAUAUCCAAUUUCCCACCUUUUCUUGUACUGUAGUACCGUACGAUAAACAUGAAUUGAAUUCCUUGUGCUGAUUUACCGAUUACGAUUUUUAUUGAAUUUUACUACAAUUUAGUCAAGUACACUGUACUCAUAUACAUGUAAGAUACAAUAUCAAUAUAAUCAUGGAAAUCACAAAUGCUAAUUUCUGCGACGAAUUAGAAAACAUUUCGAAAAACCUUAAGCAGUCUUGUUUUGUUGGAUUUGAUGCAGAAUUUACUGCUAUUUUAUCGAGUGAAACAUUUAAACACAGACUGUUUGAUACUAGUGAAGAUAGAUAUAAUCUAAUGAAAAAUGAAGUAAGCAAUAUGAUAAUGACCCAAGUAGGCCUGACAAUGUUCCUGUAUGAUAGAGACUUAGAUACUUAUAAGGCUAUUGGAUACACUUUCCACUUGUGUCCUCAAGUAUUUGGAGAUAUAGACCAGUCAUUCAUAUUUCAAGCAUCCACCUUGCGAUUUCUGUGUAAACACAACUUUGAUUUUAAUAAGUUUACAUACAAUGGACUUCCUUAUUUAAGUAAAGCUGAGGAAGCUAUGGUUAGACAGGAGUUAAAGGAUAAAAACCUGUUUAACAACUUGACAAGAUCUUUAGUAAUGGAUGAAGAGAGAAAAUUGCAGUAUUACUGCUCAGAAGUUUCUAAGUGGUUGGCAAGUAGUGAUGAAGGUACUAUGUACUUAGAUGUACAGGAUCCAGUACUUAGGUACAUUGUUCACAACGAGCUUAGGUUGCGGUUUGAUGGUAUCCUCACCACCAAUAGCUUAGGUAAUAGCAAUAAGGUUUUAAUAUACAGAGAUAAAUAUGUAGAAGGCGCCAGUAGUGCACCAAUGCAGAUACUAGAAGACAAUCUUAUGACCCAUCUCCUGGGAUUUUCACAGAUAAUAGACUUGCUUAUCACCCAUAGAAAACCCUUAAUAGGCCAUAACAUAUAUUUAGAUACAAUUUUACUUCAUAACCAGUUCAUCGGUCCGCUCCCAUAUAAAUAUUCUACAUUUAAGAAGAAUAUUAAUGAUGCAUUUCCGUUGAUUUUUGAUACAAAGACUAUUUCAUAUCAUAUGAGGAAAUUGCUGACUGUUGAUGAAGCAUGGAAGACCAAUGUACUUCAAGAUUUAUAUGAAUUUUUUGCUGAGGGAAAAUGUAAGAAGUUGGAAAAAGGAGUGAAUUUAAUUCGAUUGAUGACGUCAUUUAAUGUUAAGCAAAGCUUUCACGAGGCUGGCUGGGAUUCCUACUGUUCAGGUUAUUGUUUUAUAAGACUUGGACAUUGGGCGGCGUGUGAGCUCAGGGGCCAUAAUAGGCCUGUAGGUCCCACCGAGAUAUUGUCAGCCCUAGCUCCACACGCCAAUAAGGUCAAUGUCAUACGAGGCGCUGUUCCAUAUAUGAAUCUCGCCGGUUCGGACCCACUGAAACACCGACCAAUGGUUCUCCAUAUAAAAUCUAUCAAUGAUCGCGUCAUAAAUGUCAGUAAGGUGGCGUCAUCGCUGGCGGCCUACGGCUCUGUAGACGUAAAACUGUAUGACGCGCGCGCCGCGCUCGUAGCGACAAACUCGCAGUAUACCGCGGAUAGAAUUCUGGGACAAUUCAAGAAUAAUACAGACUAUAAAGUUACGCGGUACAAUCCUAUUAGACACUCGAAGGCCGGGCGUAUGGCUCUAUGGAGCGGCGCCAUAUUGACUACCGGUAUUUUUGUAUAUUUUCUCCACAAAAAUGUUAAUAAAUGACAAUAGUAUAUAUAGACACUGCCCAGGGAAAGCUCAUAGAAAAAAAGUCAAGAUUUCCACUUUAUUCAUAGAAGCCAAGUCCAACUAUCGCUUUUCAUCACUGCGUAAUCAGUUGACUGAAAGAGACGAUAGUGCUUUAGAUUAAAGUUAUAUUAUAUUGAUUAUUUCUUAUAGAGCCGCCAAUAUAUUUAUGAAGAUAAUAAAUUUUCGUCUUCCGUCUGUAUUUUAUGCCUUAAUGUUGUUAAUACGCUUAAAAUAUUAAUGCACUCAUGGUACAAAUAAAAUAAAAUUUGUUAUUAACUUUGUUUUAUUUUAAAAAAUAUCAAAAAGGUUUUAUCUGUGCGAAUAGUACUGGCCAAAAAAGAAACAAGUGAGAAUCUCAGGGUCGCAUUUUUCGGUACUCUGUGUUAC
Messenger RNA from Pieris brassicae (large cabbage white), 2177 nucleotides. Its product is annotated as pre-piRNA 3'-exonuclease trimmer-like. The coding region runs from base 177 to 1766 and encodes 529 amino acids. The transcript has 11 exons. Lineage: Eukaryota; Metazoa; Arthropoda; Insecta; Lepidoptera; Pieridae. Gene Ontology annotation, cellular component: endoplasmic reticulum; cytoplasm. Gene Ontology annotation, molecular function: poly(A)-specific ribonuclease activity; RNA binding. Gene Ontology annotation, biological process: nuclear-transcribed mRNA poly(A) tail shortening. The record is from RefSeq and is a predicted model, not a curated record.